Chara braunii is the source of this 1224-nucleotide messenger RNA. NCBI's taxonomy places the organism in Eukaryota, Viridiplantae, Streptophyta, Charophyceae, Charales, Characeae. The record is from the annotation of a GenBank genome assembly.
UGGAGAGAACCAGCAGCUUCGGCGUGUACGAAUGACAAGGUUCGAAGUUGACGUGUGUGAGGACGCUAAUGACAGAAUGUGCUUCAACCACCCAUGCAGUUGCUGUCCAUCACAGCUUGCCUUGUUUAUUGGCAGGUUUUGCGAACAAGGAUGUUUUUCUGUUUUACUGGGGUCGAAAAUGGGAGAAGAUAAAGCUUCAAGGUCAUUCUACAGCCAUACGCGCAGUGGCAUUUCAUCCAACAGAGUCACAGAUCUUUGCAACUGCCUCAGAUGAUGACAUCAUCAAGGUAUGGAACCUGGAAGAAAGGUCUGUCGUUCGUACUCUGAAAGUUGCUGAGGGCGUUCGUACUCUGAAAGUUGCUGAGGGCAGCGAUUUGAAUAUCGGUGCAUGUCGAAGGGGAGGCCUCAUAAGUCUGGUUAGUCCCCUGGAAUCGGAUAAGAAAUACAAAAUGCCAGUGGAUUGGGAUCGUAUUCUAUCUCCUGUUUUUUGCACACGCAUCAUGGGGUUUUGUCCCAGGGUAGGGAAAUCACUGCUUAUCGCAUUCCACAAAGAAACGAUCCAGGUUUGGGACUAUAAGGAAGGAGUUUGCAUGGCAAAAUGGGAAGCACACGAUACGCCCACGAGGUCAGCCUUUUUCCAUCCACGCUUGCCGUACAUCUUUACUGUUGCAAAAGAAGGUAAAAUACGAAUUUGGAGCGAGACAAGCUAUCGGCAAGUGGCUUCCUAUUUUUUUGGAUACGCAGACAUUUCAAGCAUGAUUCCAUGUGGAACUUGUAACAAGCUUGUUCUUGGAGGUCGUGGGAUGUUCAAAGUGGUAGCGGUGGACAUAGGAAGGGAAGAACAGGAAAAUGAAGCGCAGAAGCAAAUGCAAUCUCCUUCAACAGAGAGCGCCCAGACUUCUGCAGGAGCAACCACGACGGGUGACGAAGCUGUCUUCGCAUUAAGAACACCUGUCAGUGUAGAGCUCGAAAACCGGAUUGUGCAAAUCAGGCUGGAAUUUGAGGAGAAGAUUAAGCAGGAAGUGGCAAAUGUUGAGCUGAACUGCAAGAAAGCACUUGAAAGAGGAGAGAAUCCAAGCUGAGCGGGUGCAGCUGCUGGAGAAAAGAUUAGAUGAAGAGGUUGCUAGACGAGAAAGACUGCAGGCUUGAAGUCCCUCAAACUCCCAUAACCAAUUUUCACAGGGAGAAAGUGACAGGCCUUGAGGAUAAAGGCUAGAGUCACGG